Staurois parvus is the source of this 308-nucleotide messenger RNA. The record is from the annotation of a GenBank genome assembly. NCBI's taxonomy places the organism in Eukaryota, Metazoa, Chordata, Amphibia, Anura, Ranidae.
UGAUCGGUGCUCAGCAGUGCUGCCCACCAGUGCCACCCACCUGUGCCCAGCAGAGCCCACCAGUGCCACCCACUAGUGCCACCUACAUGUGUCCAGCAGUGCCACCCACCUGUGCCCACCAGUGCCACCCACCAAAGCCCAUCAUCAAUGCCCAGCAGUGCUGCCAGUCAGUGCCACCUAUCAGUGCUGACUAUCAGUACCCAUCAUCAGUGCUGCCUAUCAGUGCCGCCUAUCCAUGCCACCUCAUUAGUGCCGCCUAUCAGAGCUCUUCAGUACUGCCUAUCAGUGUCCAUCAGUGCUGCCUCAUC